This is a messenger RNA of Eurypyga helias (sunbittern), 1352 nucleotides long. It is a transcript of the gene AXIN1, whose product is annotated as axin 1. The record is from RefSeq and is a predicted model, not a curated record. Gene Ontology annotation, biological process: negative regulation of canonical Wnt signaling pathway. The annotation marks the transcript as partial. The transcript is spliced from 4 exons. NCBI's taxonomy places the organism in Eukaryota, Metazoa, Chordata, Aves, Eurypygiformes, Eurypygidae.
UCAGCCGAACAAACUUGUUCACCUUGGACCUACAAGUAUUGGCGAUUUGAGAUUUGAGCUUGUCCCCCACUGUUCCUGUGCAAGCAAGGACCAGAAAAAUGAAUAUCCAGGGGAAAGGCUUCCCCUUGGACCUUGGAGGAAGCUUCACUGAAGAUGCUCCGAGGCCACCGGUUCCUGGUGAGGAGGGGGAACUCGUGUCCACGGAUCCAAGGCCGGUUAGCCAUGGUUUCUACUCUGGUAAAAGCGACGUGCUUAGGAACGAGACGUCCACGGCAACACCGAGGCGCUCCGAUUUGGAUUUGGGGUACGAGCCUGAGGGGAGUGCUUCGCCAACUCCACCCUACCUGAAGUGGGCCGAGUCGCUGCACUCCUUGCUGGAUGAUCAAGACGGUAUCAACCUCUUCAGGACUUUCCUGAAACAGGAGGACUGCGCAGAUCUGCUGGACUUCUGGUUUGCCUGCAGCGGCUUCAGGAAGCUGGAGCCGUGCACGUCUAAUGAGGAAAAAAGACUCAAGCUGGCAAAAGCCAUUUACAAAAAAUACAUCCUCGACAACAACGGCAUUGUGUCUCGGCAGAUCAAACCGGCCACAAAAAGCUUCAUCAAAGACUGCGUCAUGAAACUGCAGAUUGACCCCGACAUGUUUGACCAGGCCCAAACAGAGAUUCAGUGCAUGAUAGAAGAUAAUACCUACCCUUUGUUCCUUAAGUCGGAUAUUUAUUUGGAAUACACGAGGACAGGUGGGGAAAGUCCAAAAAUUUAUAGUGACCCGAGCUCAGGGUCUGGGACAGGUAAAGGGCUACCCGGUUAUCUGCCGACUCUGAACGAGGACGAGGAGUGGAAAUGUGACCAAGAGGCCGAGCCCGAGGCCGGCAGGGACUCGGCACCCUCCAGCAGGCUCACGCAGAAGCUGCUUCUGGAGACGGCCACCCAGCGCGCCGCCUCGGCUCGGCGCUACAGCGAGGGGAGGGAGUUCAGGCAUGGGUCGUGGCGAGAGCCUGUUAACCCUUACUAUGUCAACACGGGCUACGCUUUGGCGCCGGCGACCAGUGCCAACGACAGCGAGCAGCAGAGCAUGUCCAGUGAUGCCGAUACGAUGUCGCUGACGGACAGCAGCGUAGAUGGGAUCCCACCGUACAGACUCCGAAAGCAGCAUCGCCGAGAGAUGCAAGAAAGUGCCAAAGCAAAUGGACGUGUGCCACUACCUCACAUUCCUCGUACGUACCGAAUGCCAAAGGAUAUCCACGUCGAACCAGAGAAGUUUGCUGCAGAAUUGAUCAACCGUUUGGAGGAAGUACAGAAGGAACGUGAAGCAGAGGAGAAAUUAGAGGAGCGCCUUAAACGCGUUCGAGCG